Messenger RNA from Carica papaya (papaya), 1323 nucleotides. The record is from RefSeq and is a predicted model, not a curated record. Lineage: Eukaryota; Viridiplantae; Streptophyta; Magnoliopsida; Brassicales; Caricaceae.
CAAGUAUUGCCUGGCCUGGUAUAGAACAAUAAAGAACAGUGCUUUAAAAAUGUUUUUUGUUUUUUCGUUAUUGGUACUUGUAAUAGCCUUAUCUGUUUCCGGAGAUCGUCUCUGAAAUCAUCACUACUCCACUUUCUUGCCAAAAAUGGCUUCCCCUCUUGUCAACUUUCCCGUACAAUCACAAAACUUCUUAAUCACAGACCUGUCAACCCCAUUUCCCAUCUCUAAAACCUUCCUCCCAUCUCUUCAAUUCCCUGCAUUCCGCCAUUACUACAACCACUUUUCCACACCUCCAAGUCUCUCCCACAAGCCCAGAAUCCCCACUCUCACUCUCCACUUCUCCCUCUCCUCCUCCUCCAUUCCUCCCUCUUCCAGAGAAGAAGCCAUUCUUCAAGCCAAAACCUGUAUUUCCACCUCCCUAGAAAAACCCCUCAACAACCCCAAACUUGCAGGCAAACUCAAAAAACUAAAACAACCCAGGUUCCGCGUCGAGAUUCCCCUCAGCGAUGAUUCACCUUCUUCCCUCUCUCGUCUCGCUUACGACAUUUUCAGAGACCUAUCCAUUAAAAGAAAGGGCUCUCCUGCUAACAUUCUCAUCCUCUGGCCUAAUAUCGCCUUAACACAAGCUGCAAUUCAAGCUUUCGAGUCACUCCCCUCAAACCGUCUCGAUCACACGGAUAUCUCUUCAGUUUCCGGUGGUGAUACCGGAAUUUGGAACUCUUUUGAUGUGGCAGUGUUUUCGGCGCCUGAGAGCUCGCAGUUGGCGGCUAUGAAAAUGGUCACCGACGCUAUGUACCCGAAGCCGGUGGUGAUUUUCAAUCCUGGAGACAGUGUGUAUAACUUGAUGGCCAUGAAUUCACCGAUCGCCAAGUCCGCUAAGUUGAGGGAUUUGGUCUCAAAUGUAACAGGGAAAAAAUAAGUAUAGCUGAACCAUCGAGUUUUACUAAUGAUAUCUUUGUAGAUCAUGGAGAAUAUCCAUUCAUCACCACUGAAGAUUGUUGAUUUGCCGGGAGAACAUGUUGCCCACGUAAGUAUGAACAACCAUGCUCUCAUAGCAUCCAAAGGAGUAUCCCACUUUUUAUAUAAAGGUAAGUCAGUAGAGAGAGUGGGAAACUCUAGAGAUUUGUUCAGAUGUAUUGGUAUCAUCAAUGUGAAUUAAGCUAUUGUUCCUUUUAUAAUAUAAUGACGGUAAGUAAAUGAAAUGUUUUUCUGUUAUGGCUAAAUCUAGAAUCUUGACUCUGUGUAACUACCAAGAAAUGGGAUAUGUAAGUUUCAGUUUCUUACGUGGUUCAAUUCAUCCAUAAACAGCACCAAGUUUGAGCU